Messenger RNA from Odocoileus virginianus texanus, 2512 nucleotides. The record is from RefSeq and is a predicted model, not a curated record. Lineage: Eukaryota; Metazoa; Chordata; Mammalia; Artiodactyla; Cervidae.
AGUUAUGAAAUGGCCAAAAGAUAAUCAUGGAAAAGAAAAGAAAAAAAAACAAAACCUCAAGAUCUUUAGUUAGACACAGUUUGGAAAUAUCUGAAGCAACGGAACUGGAACAAGGACCCUCAUAACUUUUGGCUUUUGUUUCUACCAAUCUGACGUCAUACAUGGCUACUGAUGGCAAUGAGCUUCAGGUUCCCUUGCGUCAGAAGCAGAGAAAGAAAACUCAAGGUUUCUUCAGCAUGAGUCGAAGGAGGAUAUCGUGUAAAGACCUGGGACAUGCUGACUGCCAAGGGUGGCUCUAUAAGAAAAAGGAGAAAGGAACUUUCCUAGGCAACAAAUGGAAAAAGUUCUGGGUGGUCCUGAAGGGAUCGUCACUGUACUGGUACGGCAAUCAGCUGGCAGAAAAAGCCGACGGAUUUGUUAACCUGCCUGAUUUCACUGUAGAGAAAGCGUCUGAAUGCAAGAAAAAGCAUGCUUUUAAGAUCAGUCAUCCACAGAUCAAGACCUUUUAUUUUGCUGCUGAGAAUGUGCAGGAGAUGAACCUGUGGUUAAACAAAUUGGGAUUAGCUGAAAUCCAUCCUGAAUCUACUUCAAAGGAUGAAGAAUGCUACAGUGAGAGUGAACAGGAAGAUCCUGAAAUAGCUGUCCAGACACCAUCCCUUCAUCACUCUGCGGAGAGUCUCUCUCCUUCGGCUGCACGUCAGGCCUCUUCGUCUUCAGCCAAAUUGAGUGAAACAUCACGUUCCUUCUCUUCCAUGGAAAACAUAAAAAAGACUCCCAGCAGUUUGUCUUCCUCCAUAUCGAGAGAAAGACAGUCCUGGAUUGACAUGGUUAGCAGCUCAUCCGCCACUGAAGAUACGGGACAGUCUGUGAUGUGUGCUGUGCAGUUGCUCUCACCUGCCCCCCCAGAGGCGAACGGUCGCGGGGCCCUGGAAAACAACGCUGAUGCAUCAGAAAGUGGAUUUUUGAACUCUCUAUCGAGUGAUGACACUUCUUCCUUGAGUAGCAACGUCGACCAUCUUACCGUCCCAGACAAGCCUACUGGAUCAAAGAUGACGGACAGAGACGAGACAAAAGCAUCUGAAGAUGAUGAAAUGGAGAAGCUCUACAAAUCGUUAGAGCAAGCUAGUCUGUCUCCUCUUGGGGACCGACGACCUUCAACCAAAAAGGAGCUGAGAAAGUCCUUUGUCAAGCGGUGCAAGAAUCCAUCCAUAAAUGAGAAACUCCACAAAAUACGAACUUUGAAUAGCACGUUAAAGUGUAAAGAACACGACCUGGCCAUGAUUAACCAGCUACUGGAUGAUCCGAAGCUGACAGCCAGAAAAUAUAGGGAGUGGAAGGUCAUGAACACCCUGCUGAUCCAGGACAUCUAUCAGCAACAUCAGCAGAGGCGAACCCCCACCUCUGCCUCCGAAGGCUCCCCCAAGAAACCACCUUCAUCUUCCCGCCUUGAAAAUUCUAUCUGAGAACAAGCCAGGAUGCUCUCCCCUCCUGUCUUACCCCUCAGGCAACUCUUCAAGACGUUGCGAUAGCUUCACAUUUUUCCUUGUAAAGGAAAACUGAAACCCAGUUCCUGGAAACACCAGCUCCUCCUGGAGGGAUGCGGUUGGGAUGAAAACAAACAAUGAUGCUGCCUCACCAAUUCCAGUGCUCCCAUCAGACUGGAGGGAUGGAGUUCAGCUGAGAAAUCUGUGUCUGUGUUCCUUCUGGGACCGCUGCUCACACUGGAUUCUAGGUGGGAUGUGAAACACAUCUUCUGUUUCUUGUUCUCAAGAGAAGGACAGCAUUCCACGGACAAAAGAUCACUUUUGGCCAGGGAUACUUCUUCAUAGAAAUAUUCCGUUUUCCAAAAGAAGAAUGUACAUAUUCUAUCUGGUUGGGUAGCUGAGUUCCCCAAAUCACCUUUUGAGUGGAGGAAUGCUUUCUACAGAGCACCCGGAGCAGGACAGAUGUGGUAUCAUGGAACCCAAGUUCCUUGCCUUUGGUCCAGAAUGGUGGUGCCUUUCCCACGUGUUGAGAAAUGCUUCAUAGCAAAUGGUGUAUGGGAACGCUCAAGAAGGAGACAUGUUCUGUAUUCUACUCAUUCAAAGGACAGCUUAAUAUUUUCACACUUUAUCCGGGUUGGGGUAGGGGACCAGAUUCAUGUGUCCUUUCCACAGAACAGCUAAAGACAACUUUCUCAUCACACUUGGACACUUCUGUUCUGACCUAAGCGUUUCUGAACCAGGACAUAGUAAUAACAUCCAGCGAGGAGUGUUUGCUGCCAUUGCCCUUGGUUGUGGUAGCUAUGCGUGGUAUAAAUGUACAUCCAGGGAGUUCCCUGGUGGUUCAGUGGCUAGGACUCCAUGCUCUCAGUGCUGAGGGCCCAGGUUCAAUCCCUGGUUGGGGAAUUAAGAUCCCACAAAAAGCACAACAUGGCCAUAAAAUAAAUGUAUAUCCAUGAUCCCCAGGAUCAAUAUUGACAAGGUGAUUCUGGUGUCUGAAACUUUUAGUAUCUUUACUCCAAAAAAAAAAA